This is a messenger RNA of Myotis lucifugus (little brown bat), 1725 nucleotides long. RefSeq lists its product as uncharacterized. Gene Ontology annotation, biological process: regulation of translational initiation. The record is from RefSeq and is a predicted model, not a curated record. Gene Ontology annotation, molecular function: protein binding; RNA binding; translation activator activity. Lineage: Eukaryota; Metazoa; Chordata; Mammalia; Chiroptera; Vespertilionidae.
AGACUCUGUUGCUUUUGCAUCGGACUCGGCUGGCUCCCUGGUGGACUUUUGGGGAUCCUGAAAUCUGGGCAUAACAGGCUGUGCCUCUCCCCGACCUCAGACGCUCCUGCUGGCCCAGAGCCCAGGUCCAGCAGCACCCGUCCCCCACCACAGGCAGUUUCAUUUCUACUUGAGUCCUGCCCAGGACUUGGGAAGUGGCUGCUCCAGAGGACUCCUUCCAGCGAGUGUGUGGCGUCAGUGGUGACCCAGGAAAAGCUCCAGGAAGCGGUGAGGAAACUGAGGCAGCUGGAAGAGGAAUGCACGAACCAGAAAGCUUUCACGGCGAAGCAGAUCGCCCAGUGGGAGGAGAAGAUAGAGGCUCAGAGACAGAAAAUCCAGGCGGAAUUCCAGAAGCUGCGCAGCUUCCUGAGGGAGGAGGAGAGGUCGUACCUGUGGAGACUGGAGAGCGAGGAACAGCGCACUCUGCAGAGACUGAGGGGCAGUGAGGCCAACCUGGACCAGCAGGGCCAGGAGCUCCAGAGCCACAUCCUGGAGCUGGAGGAGCGAUGCCAGGGCUCUGCCCAGAAGCUGCUGCAGGACGUGGAGGGUGCCCUGAGCAGGAGCCAGGCUGUGCGGCUGGAGACGCCAGAGGCCCUGUCCUUGGAGGUUGAGACUGAGUGCGAGGUCCUAGAGGUUUGCUUUGAGCUGAAGAACAGGUUCAAGAGCCAUCAAGGACCCUGUGAGGAUGAACUCCCUCUGUCCGUAUUCGUUUGGGAUUUCUUGGACCAUCUGACAGAGCAGCCUGGCAGUUGUGAAACUGACAUGGAGCAGUUUGCAGAGACCCUGAGUGGCCGGGUCACCACGGACGAGGCUUUGGAAGAACUGGUGGACCUCAUCUAUGAACAGGCCAUGUCCGUGCCAAGGUUCCGCAGCGGGGGAGCUCGCCUGUGUGAUUACCUGUCCCGUCACCUUACCAUUCGCUCACAGAGGGGCAGCUUCCGCCAAGUGCUCCUUCAAAGAUGUCAGGCUGAUUAUGAGCCUAGAGAUCAAGCUGCCAAGGGGGAUGAAGCAGCUCGGAAACGAUUCCACGAGUUGCUGCUCUUUAUGGGAGAAUUUUAUCUUCCGCUGGAGAUCGAAGGGGCAAAUGGACAGGCUCACACAGGUCUUUUUCGGGGGUUGUUGGAUGCCCUCCUUUCUCACCCCGUGGACGAUAACCUAAUUUGUGCAGUAAAAUUCCUGAAGUUGACAGGGCCCGCCUUGGAAGAUGCCUGGAAGGCACAAGGAAAGACGGACAUGGACGACGUUAUCCAGGGGAUUGAGAAUGUCGCCCUGGACGCGCCCUGCAGUGUCGAUAUGAGGCUGAUGCUCUUGAAGCUUGUUGAGCUCCGGUCAAGUAACUGGGGGAGAGUCCCUGUCACCUCAGCAUCCAGAGAAGCAGCACCUGAGAUUGAUCCCAACUGUUUUGUGACGGAACCGCCAUUGGGUCCAGCGGAUGGUGUUCCUCUCCCUGCAGCUGAUCCCGACGACCACGAUUCAAUCAGGAGUGACCUGAGGGCGGGUGGGAGAGUCCCCCAGGCCCUCACUGGGUCCCUGGGGCAUCCCGCCUCGCUCUUGCCCUCCCUGUGUCUGGGCUCCAACACCAGCUUCCCCCUGAUGGAUGGUCUCUAUUGGGGCUUCCUGCAGCCCCCGGUGGCCAUGAAUCAAUGGAAAUGUGACCAGUCCUACUGGGUGCGGCUCAGUGGAUAG